AUGAAGUUCUCAGCAACUAUCAUUGCCUUCUUCGCCGCUGGCGCUUUGGCUGCUCCCUCGGGCCAUGGUCUCGCUGCCCGCACCGAGGCACGCGCCGUUGGACGCAGCCGUCUCAGCAACCCUCGCCGACCUGGCUCUGGCACGCUCAACAAUGAGCUCACCGGUGAAGCCACCAAUACCACCAACGUCGACUACUCCUCCAACUGGUCUGGAGCUGUCUUGACCUCUCCCCCCGCCGGAGCCACCUUCACCUCCGUCUCUGCUCGAUUCACCGUCCCCACCCCCAAGGCUGUUAACGGCAAGGCUGGAUCUUCAUCUGCCUGGGUCGGUAUUGAUGGCGACACCUACAGCAAUGCUAUUCUCCAGACCGGUAUUGACUUCAGUGUUACCGCCAGCGGCGCCGUUUCCUACGAUGCUUGGUACGAGUGGUAUCCCGACUACGCCUACGAUUUCUCUGGCAUUUCUAUCAGCGCCGGUGACGUGAUUGCCGUCUCUGUUGUCUCUAGCUCUUCCACUGCCGGAACCGCUGUCAUUGAAAACGUUACCAAGGGUCAAACCGUGAGCAAGAAGCUCACUGCCCCCAGCUCCUCUGCAAAGCUUGGUGGCCAGAACGCCGAAUGGAUUGUUGAGGACUAUGAGGAAGGUAGCAGCCUCGUCACUCUUGACAACUUUGGCACCGUUACUUUCACUUCGGCUUCUGCUGGUUUGUCGAAUGGAAACUCUGUUGGUACUACCGGUGCCGACAUUAUUGACCUCGAGCAGAAUGGCCAGGUCUUGACCUCCGUGACUAUUCCUAGCUCUUCUGAGGUCGUUGUUAAGUACGUUUAA
Talaromyces amestolkiae is the source of this 828-nucleotide messenger RNA. RefSeq lists its product as uncharacterized. Gene Ontology annotation, biological process: proteolysis. Gene Ontology annotation, molecular function: glutamic-type endopeptidase activity. The coding region runs from base 1 to 828 and encodes 275 amino acids. The record is from RefSeq and is a predicted model, not a curated record. The transcript has a single exon. Lineage: Eukaryota; Fungi; Ascomycota; Eurotiomycetes; Eurotiales; Trichocomaceae.